Molecule: messenger RNA, 5581 nt
Organism: Acipenser ruthenus (sterlet)
Lineage: Eukaryota; Metazoa; Chordata; Actinopteri; Acipenseriformes; Acipenseridae
Product: protein CLEC16A-like
Exons: 25
Coding region: 188-3421 (1077 amino acids)
Biological process (GO): endosome to lysosome transport; endosomal transport; regulation of autophagosome maturation
Cellular component (GO): late endosome; endolysosome membrane
Source: RefSeq, a predicted model, not a curated record
GCAUCGAGUCCCUAGUAGCGUUUUUUUUUUUUUUGUUUUGUUGGGGUUGGUGUGUUAUCUUCACCGAAUGUCACAACGUCAUUUAACGUAUUCCUUAUUUUAGUUUGUAUUUUGUUGGAGAUUGUGCUAGUUACCGGUAUGGAUUUUAUCGGCCACACAUAUAUAUUAUAAACUUCCCGACGCUAACAUGUUUGGACGGUCUAGGAGCUGGGUCGGAGCAGGGCAAGGGAAAUCUAAAAGCAUUCACUCUCUGGACCACCUGAAAUACAUGUACCAUGUCCUGACAAAGAAUACCGCAGUGACGGAUCAUAACCGGAACCUCCUCGUCGAGACCAUCCGGUCCAUAACGGAGAUUCUGAUCUGGGGCGAUCAGAAUGACAGCUCGGUGUUCGACUUCUUUUUGGAGAAGAACAUGUUCGCUUUCUUUCUGAACAUCCUCCGGCAGAAGUCUGGCCGCUACGUUUGUGUGCAGCUCCUGCAAACACUGAACAUCCUGUUUGAAAACAUCAGCCACGAGACGUCUCUCUAUUAUCUGCUGUCCAACAACCACGUCAAUUCCAUUAUCGUGCACAAAUUUGACUUUUCUGACGAGGAGAUCAUGGCAUACUACAUCUCCUUCCUGAAGACACUGUCCCUGAAAAUGAACAACCACACUGUGCAUUUCUUUUAUAAUGAGCACAGUAAUGAUUUUGCCCUGUACACCGAGGCCAUUAAGUUUUUCAACCACUCGGAGAGCAUGGUCCGGAUUGCAGUCAGGACCAUCACCCUUAACGUGUACAAAGUGGACAACCAGCUCAUGCUGCACUAUAUCAGAGACAAGACAGCUGUACCCUACUUCUCCAACCUGGUCUGGUUCAUAGGAAGCCAUGUGAUUGAGCUGGAUAACUGUGUGCAGACAGAUGAAGAGCACAGAAACCGUGGCAAGCUCAGUGACUUGGUGGCAGAGCACCUGGAUCACCUGCACUAUCUCAAUGAUAUCCUGAUCAUAAACUGUGAAUUCCUCAAUGACGUGCUGACAGACCACCUGCUCAACAGGCUCUUUCUGCCCCUUUAUGUUUACUCCUUGGUGAACCACGAGCAGGCCAAGCUUCUCCCUUUGGUAUCCAGACACGGUACCUGCCCUUAUCUCCAUGUUUCAACAAAACAACUGCUACAGAGUGGAGAUCGCCCAAGGAUCAGCUCUCAGGUGUCCCUUUACCUCCUUUCACAGGUGUUUCUUAUAAUCCACUAUGCUCCGCUGGUGAACUCCUUGGCAGAUGUUAUUCUGAACGGAGAUCUCUCUGUGUUUUCCCUGCAAGCUCAGCAAGAUGUGCAGAAAAGCUGUACGAACAUGAGCGUCCGGUGCUUCACGAAGCCUGCAGAGAGCUUGGAAAGAUCCUUGGAAAUAAACCGUCAAAGAGGAAGAAAGAAGGUGCAGAAAAGACCCAACUAUAAGAAUGUGGGGGAGGAAGAGGAAGAGGAGAAAGGGCCCGAGGAGGCCCAGGAAGACUCAGACAAGGCUAAAGGUACAGAGGCUAGUUCAAAAGGCAACAAGACAAGUGGGGACAACGAAGAAAUAGAGAUGGUGAUAAUGGAGAGGUGUAAGAUUUCCCAGAUAUCUGGGUUGACGGAACAGAACACGACGGAUGAGGAGAAGACAGCAGCGGCUGCAGGUGCUGGGAUCGAGGCCCAGAAGAGCAGACCCUUUCUGGAUAUGGUUUAUAAUGCACUGGACUGCUCAGCGGACGACUACUAUGCCCUCUUUGUCCUCUGUCUCCUCUACGCCAUGUCCCACAGUAAAGGUAUCACCUCACAGCUGCUGGAGAAGAUCCAGCUCCCGGCACAGCAGGCAGAGAGGAGCUCGUACAGCCACGUGCUGGCAGAGCGGCUCAUCAGGAUCGUGAACCAGGCAGCACAGCCAGAUGGGAAGAUUCGCUUGGCUACCCUGGAAUUGAGCUGCCUCUUGCUGAAGCAGCUGGUGCAGUCCAGUAGUGACGGCAUCAUUAAAGACGUGCACCUCGCCUGCUUGGAGGGGGCCAAAGAGGAGAGUAUUCACCUGCUGCGUCGCUUUUAUAAGGGAGACGAAAUUUUCCUGGAUAUGUUUGAAGAUGAACACAGGAGUAUGACGAGUAAACCGUUGAAUGUGGAGUACUUGAUGAUGGACGCCUCCAUCCUUCUUCCCCCCACGGGCACCCCUUUGACAGGGAUUGACUUUGUGAAGAGACUGCCCUGUGGAGACGUGGAGAGGACCAGGAGGGCAAUCCGGGUGUUCUUCAUGCUGCGCUCCCUGUCGCUGCAUUUGAGGGCCGAGCCUGAGACUCAGCUUCCACUGACCAGAGAGGAGGACCUGAUCCAAACCGACGACGUGCUGGACCUGAAUAACAGCGACCUGAUCGCCUGCAUGGUGGUCUGGAAGGACGGGGGGCAGGCCCAGCGCUUCCUGGCUGUGGACCUGUACCAGAUGAGCCUGGUGGAACCCGAGACCAAGCGCCUGGGCUGGGGGGUCGUCAAGUUUGCCGGCCUGCUUCAGGACAUGCAGGUGACGGGGGUGGAGGACGACAGCCGGGCCCUGAACAUCAUCAUCCACAAGCCCACCUCGAACCCGCAUGCCAAGCCCUUCCCCAUCCUGCAGGCCAACUUCAUCUUCGCCGACCACAUCCGUUGUAUCAUAGCCAAGCAGCGGUUGGCCAAGGGGCGCAUCCAGGCACGACGCACCAAAAUGCAGAGGAUAGCCGUGCUGCUGGACCUCCCUGUCCAGCCCUCGGCAGAUGUCCUGGGUUUCUCUCGGAGCUCGGCGGCCUCGUCUCAGCACCUGCCCUUCCGCUUCUACGAACAAUCCCGCCGCGGGCUGAGCGACUCCACCGUGCAGCGCUCCGUCUUCGCCUCCGUGGACAAGGUCCCAGGAUUCGCGGUGGCCCAGUGUAUAAACCAGCACAGUCCCUCCCCGAUGCCAUCGCCCUCCUCUCUGUCCCAUGCGAGUGGGAGCACUGGGCACUGCGACUCUGUCACAGCCAGCACCAUCUCCACCCCCUCAGCCACGCAGAGCCCCUCCGGUCUGGCAGGAAAGGAAGACGACGAGUGUUUAGUCUGUCUGAUGCUGAGAGUCGCGGUGGACACUGGGUUUAGGUCUCCAAGCAAAUCCCAUCCAGGCACGUCCCUCUGUCACAUUCACAUAGAUGAGCCUGCCUUCCCCGACGCGGUCCAGUAUGUGGAUGAGACUGGCUCUGUGGUUCCUGCUCCCGGACGAGCCCUCGCCCCCAGCCUGACCCCCGCGCACCAGCCCACCAUCUCUCUGCUCUCCGACGACACGGACUCCCUGAGUGUGGAGUCCCUGACCCUCCUCCCUCCCACCGACCCCCAGCACAUCCACCGCAUCGGCUCCGAACCGGGGGGGAGCCUGGAGGAACCAGAUGAGCCCAAGGCAGCCAGAGUGGAGCUGUGACCUCAUCCAGAGCUGACCUGUUACAUCACACAGCGUCGAGCUGUGACCUCAUGCAGAGCUGACCUGUUACAUCACCCAGCGUCGAGCUGUGACCUCAUCCAGAGCUGACCUUUUACAUCACCCAGCGUCGAGCUGUGACCUCAUCCAGAGCUGACUUGUGACCCCACCCACCUCUCAGUGAUGCAGCAGCUCACUAGGACAGCCCCAUUCCUGGUCUCUGCGUUGUGUAAAUAUGGAGAAGGGGGGACCGUCAGUGUUGUGGCUUUUCUGCUUCUGUCUUUGUUUGCAUGGUUGCUAUCACACGAGAGACUGCUUUCAGAGACCUCCAGAGCUUAUAUGACAUGCGCUACAUCGUGGGAAGAUAAAGCACAUUGAGUUGUUCAUUUGCAGUCGUGGGGAGAUAUGUUUGGAUGUGUGAUGCUUGUAGGCAGGUAUGUAUGGAUGUGAGUGUGUGUCUGUAAGUUUUGCUAGGCAUCGAACCACCUUUGUCUCAAAAAUCUUUCAGUAAUUAAAAAGAAAUUAUGAAUGUAACAACAUGCCAAUUAAAAGUGAUUCUGGUGAAAUGCUUUACAACACUGUCGAGUUUCAGGUGAAGUGUAUUUGAGAGAUGUUGGUAAAAGCUGCUGUUCAAGGCGGGGGAGGCGAGGGGUAUUAUACCCCUGAUCAAAUGAAGCUUAUUAUUAAUUAUAUAUAUAUAUAUAUAUAUAUAUAUAUAUAUAUAUAUAUAUAUAUAUAUAUAUAUAUAUAUAUAUAUUGUUGUGGGUUUUCAACUUGUUUGCCCCAUUUGCAAAUCCUGUCAACAGUAUUACCUAUAUUUAAAAAAAAAAAAAAAAUCAUCAUUUCUCAUUAGUCAUUUUUUUUUUUAUGGUCUAAUCUGAUUCCAGUUUAAGAGCUGUGUUUUUUGUUUUUUCUCAGAACAAGGCACUACCUAAGGGCUACUUUGAUUAUUACAACAGUGACAGAAGAAAAUGCAUUGCUGCUCACUGUAUGCAAAUGAUUGUAGUCUUCCCAGGAAGUACAGCGAAUCAGUUUACACUGGUUACUAAAGAUCUUCAUGGAAGGCAUUUGAUUACUGCACAUCUUUUGAUAAUGUCAGAAUUGUGUUAAAUGGAAACUAGCUGUGGUAAUAUAUAUUUCAAAAGGAAAUGAACAAAUAACAUAGUGAAUAAUACUGCAUGGGUAACCAUCUACAGCCCUUGUGUGGUUUGUGUUUGCUGUUGUCAUCCCCCUAACUAGAAUAGAUUUUCUGUUAGUCUGUGUUUAAUUAGAGCUAAAACUGUGAGCAGGUUGCUGCUGUUUUUUUUUUUUUCACUGUAUAAAUGUCAGGCUUUCCCAUCCAUAAAUAAAUCUGUUUGGAAUGCAUUAAGUAAAAGUCAUAUCCUGUUUAGAUUUGUGUGAGAUACUGGCCCUUGUCGUGCAGUUCAUUGCAGCUGCUUUUUGACUGGAUAACAAUGAAGCCUUUCUCUGCAGUGUUUGAAAGUGUUUAUAGAUACAGCAUGGGUGUGUUUGAGGCGUACCAGAUCAGGAUGUUGCUGUGGCAGCUAUUGUAGCUGUUCUGCAUCAGGUAGAUAGAGCUGGGUAAUAACACCCUGCUCUUCAAUUGGAUCUGUUUUAAGGAGCUGUGUUGUCUUUCCCGAUAUUUAAUAAGAUUAUAAAACGUUUUUGUUUGGGUUUUUUUUAAUUUAAGAAAUGGCACACUGUACUGCAGGUUCCAGAAACAGUUUGCACUGUGCUGUUUGAAAAAAAAAGUGUCUCAGUGCAGAGGUGAAGCACAGCUGGAAAGGGAUCCUGUCUCAGUGCAGAGGUGAAGCACAGCUGGAAAGGAACGGGGGAAUCCUGUCUCGGAGGUCAGUUAAGGGUUUAGUAAGUUCUCUCACUCUGAGCCCCUCAGGUACUGCACGCACACCUGCAGCCUCUGUGUCAGCAGGUCUUCUUAUAUUAGUGCACAUGAACCGUUGUACAAAUCAAUAAAUGCAAAGCAAUACUUCAAACACAUUUUGUUUUGUGUGUACUGUAGGUGUCUGUAAAGCGAGGAUAAUACCUCCUGUGCUCAGUGCUGUUUCUGUCUUAUUUUCUGUAUGUGUUUUCACACUUUGUGUUUUAACUGUACAUGCAUUGGCAAUGGAAUGGAGGAUUUCAAUAAAAAAGAUUGUAUUGGAA